Molecule: messenger RNA, 583 nt
Organism: Racocetra fulgida
Lineage: Eukaryota; Fungi; Glomeromycota; Glomeromycetes; Diversisporales; Gigasporaceae
Source: the annotation of a GenBank genome assembly
AUGGAAUCUUUAAGUGGUCCACAACUAAUUCAAAAAGCUUCUCAACUAAUUUCUGAAAAUAAAUUGGAUGAAGCUGUUAAAGUUUUUAGUUUUCUUGUUGAAAAAUUACCCGAUGCUCAUUUACCCUUGUUGACACCUGGCAAUACUACUUUACAUUCGGUUGGAUACGCUCGAUUGGCAAAAUGUUAUAAAGAACUUGGUCAGGUUGAAGAAGCUGAAAAAUUAUUAAGAAAACGUCAAGAACUUGAAAAAAAAGUAAUAAAUCGUAAAGAUAUUAAAAAUAUGAUCAUCGAUUCAGAUGAUGAUUCCGAUGAUGGUAAUAUUGUAUUUGACAAAACUUCGAUAAAUGAUACCAAUACAGAAAAAUUAAGAUUACAAGGAAAUGAACUUUAUAAAAAACAAAAGUUUAAUGAAAGUUUGGAGAAAUAUUUGAGAGCAUUUGAAAUUAAUCCAAAUGAUUUAUUGGUUAAUUCUAAUUGUGCUCAAGUUUAUUUAAAACUUGGUAAAUUGGAUGAAGCUCUUGAUCAUGCCGAAACUUGUAUUCGUCUAGAUCCAAAAUGGGCUAAAGGAUAUUAUCGUAAAG